Molecule: messenger RNA, 1525 nt
Organism: Cydia splendana
Lineage: Eukaryota; Metazoa; Arthropoda; Insecta; Lepidoptera; Tortricidae
Product: alpha-tocopherol transfer protein-like
Exons: 8
Coding region: 118-1056 (312 amino acids)
Cellular component (GO): membrane
Molecular function (GO): phosphatidylinositol bisphosphate binding
Source: RefSeq, a predicted model, not a curated record
GAAGCGUUGCUGUGCCGGUCAGUCAUCUCUAGGUAAGGCGGCCAGGCGGACGCCCUUUAAUAGUUCUUACUCAAUUUUGUCUGUGAUAUUUUGUGCCAGCCAGCUUAACUAAUAACCAUGAAGUUAAAGUCAGAACUCCUGGAGCAGCCAGCCGGCGAGAUGUGGAAGAAGAUCAGAGUAGAGCUGAAGGAAGAUUUGGAGACUUGUGACAGGGACGCGGCCCUCAUCAGGGAUUGGCUGAAGAAGCAGCCGCACUUGCCUGAUGACUGGGAUUACCAAUGCCUGCUCACUUUUCUUCGUGGCAGCAGCUAUUCGCUGGAGAAGUGUAAGCGUAAGCUGGACAUGUACUUCACGAUGCGAGCUGCUUGCCCUGAAUUCUUCACUGAGCGGGACAUCACAAAACCAGCUUUGAAGGACGUAUACAUGACCAAAAUACAAGGUCCACCACUGCCCGGGAUCACUCCAAAUGGAAGAAGAGUCACGUUAAUCAGAGGCACCCAUCCCAAUCUCGAUGCAAAGCAGAUCACCGACGUGUUGAAACUGGCGUUGAUGAUCGGUGACGUCAGACUCACGGAGGAGAAGGUUGGGGUUGCUGGAGACGUGUACAUACUCGAUGCCACGGUCCUGGGACCUAGUCUCUUAGCUAGACUGUCUCCUAGCGUCAUUAAGAAGUUCUUGAUUUGUGUCCAGGAAGCCUAUCCAGUUAAACUGAAAGAAGUCCACAUCAUCAACACAUCGUCAAUCGUUGAACGCUUUGUCAACUUUAUCAAACCUUUCCUCAAAGAGAAAAUCAGGAAAAGAAUAUACGUCCACAAAGGCAUGAAAGAGCUGAGCAAACACAUCCCUCUGGAGAUGCUGCCAACUGAGUACGGUGGCAAAAGCCCCAGCAUUGAAGUUCUACAUGAACAAUGGCGACUGAAGUUAGAAGAGUACCGCGACUGGUUCGCUGCGCAAGAGUCAGUGAAAGCCAACGAGGCGCUCCGGCCGGGUCGGCCGACCAACUACGAUGAACUCUUCGGCAUCGAUGGCUCCUUCAGACAGUUGUCUAUCGAUUAAUGUUAACCAUACCGCUUAGGGCUCAGCCACGACUUUGCGCGACCGGCGACGGCGGCAGCGGCGGCUCUUGACAUCAUUAAUUUCUUUGAUAGGUAAUAUUUUUUUAAUGACAGGUUAAACACAUUAAAAAAAUAUUAGGACAAACACAUUAAAAAUUUUAGAUUAUGCUAAGUAAAAAAAAAACUUCGAUAAGACCGCGCGUAAUAUGUGAUAUUUUACUGGAAUGAGUGGAGUUAUUGUAUUUAGCAGCAUUUCACCAUUAGGCUCCAGAUGUGAUAAGAUUAAUGAUUGACAUAGGGUCAUGAUAACAAAAUCACAUUUUAUGUAAUUAUAAUUUAAUGAGUACUUUAAGUUACAGAAUCACAAAUGGGAAAAUCUAGAAUAAUAAAAUUUAUUGACAUACUUAUAUAUGUUUAUUUUAUAAACAUUGAUAAUACAUUUUAUAUGAAGUACCAACUAGUAUUUUGAG